ACCCCAAUCAUUCAAAAAACCAAUGCUUCCGUAACUGUUGCAAACUUUCAACUCAAAUUAGUUUUCUUUUACCCUCCUAAACCAUUUGAAAGCCCCAAGAAAGAAAAAGAGUCCCCUUCCCCUUUCCUCAACUUACAUAGAUUCAUCGCCACUCCAUUCCAAAUUUUAUUUUAAAAUCUUGAAAUAGAUAUAUUGACAGACAGAAAGAAAGAAAAUAACCUCUCUCUCUUUCCUUUCUCUUCCCUUCUCUUCUAUUUCAGCUCUCUCUCAUCUUCUCAUUUUCCCCUUUGGAAUAUCAUCUGGGGUUUUUUUUUUUUUUUGGUUUUUUCAUUUGGGUUUUUUUGGGAGAUGGUUUUCUCACUUGGGUUUUCUUUAUUUUCUUCUAAUCUCAGCUGAUUUUACUCAUCCGGAUAUUCCCACUCGGUGGUUUUCUCCUUUGUUUUUCUUUUGAUUGGGAAUGUUCCAUUUACUAUGGAUGACACCCUUAGAUCUGCCUUCUUUGGUGCCUGAUCCACAGCUUCAUUCAAGCAUGGAGACUCUUCAAAAGGUCAGAUGAUGGCUGCUUUUGUUCCUUUUUCUAUUCCAUUUCAUGUUAGUGGAUUAUGAAUAGAUCGGGGCUUUGUUUUAGCUGGAAUGGGGAACCAAUAUUCCCUUCCCUUCUUGGGAUUCUGAUCUUUUAGUUUAAGAAGCUUUCAAUGAUGCAUAGUUACCAGAAAAUCCAUUGGGUUGUUGGGUUUUUGGGAUUUUCGCGGCCGGUGGUGUUUCGGGCAAGUACUUUCCUUCUGUACCUGUUCAUGGUGCAGAGCUACAGGAACCCUCCAUUCCAGAGGUCCUCUAGCGGAGCAGUGUCUGAUUGGACCAUGUUUAUCUAGUGUUUGCUGUGAUGGGGAACAGCACUUCUCGUGUCGUUGGGUGCUUUGUACCAUUAGGCAAUGGGAAGCACGGGGUCAAUUUAGAGUUCUUAGAGCCAUUGGAUGAAGGAUUGGGGCAUUCCUUCUGUUAUGUUAGGCCGGUGAUCACCGACUCUCCUGCUAUAACCCCAUCAAACUCUGAGAGGUUUACAGUCGAUUCGAGUACGCUGGAUUUGGAAACGCAAAGCGGCUCGUUCAGACGAGAGAUUGUCGAGGAUUCAUUGGGUUUACAAAGACCCAACAAGAAUUUCCCCGAAACUACAUUCAAGACGAUAUCGGGUGCGUCAGUGAGUGCCAAUGUGUCUACUGCUAGGUCCAUAAAUCAAAGCGCGCUGUUUGCGAGCGAUGCCCAAGAGCCCGCUGCUUCUUUCGAAAGCACGCCGUCGUUCGCUGCAAUCCCUCUGCAGCCGGUGCCUCGUGGGUCGGGGCCAUUGAAUGGGUUCAUGUCGGGCCCUCUGGAGAGAGGGUUUGCUUCAGGGCCUUUGGAAAGAGGGGGUGGCUUUAUGUCCGGGCCCAUUGAGAAGGGUGCUUUCAUGUCAGGUCCUUUGGAUAGCACGGACAAGACCAACUUCUCGGCUCCCCUCGUAUACAGUCGAAGAAGAAUGGGUUUUGGACGUAUGGUUAGGAGCAUGAGUAGGCCCAUGAGAAAUGUUCUCUCCCGUACCUUUCCGAGGCAUUCUUCGGGGUCUGGUUGGAUGCAUCGUUUUUUUUUGCAGCCAGUGACACGGUUUGUGUGGCAUCCCAAGGGGGAGAAGUUCCAUCCUGAAGUCCCAAGGAACUGUUUGGAGGUCGGGCCAUCUGUGGGUGAGUAUAGUAAUACCCGGAACUUGCAAUGGGCUCAUGGCAAGGCUGGUGAGGAUAGGGUCCAUGUUGUGCUUUCUGAAGAACAAGGAUGGUUAUUUGUUGGGAUAUACGAUGGUUUUAGUGGCCCUGAUGCUCCUGAUUUUCUCAUGGGCAAUCUUUAUAGGGCAAUAGAUAAAGAACUAGAAGGGUUGCUUUGGGAUUAUGAAGAUAAAUCCGGAGCAAACCCGCCUGCAUCUGAGCUUCUUGAAAACAAUAAUGUUGGGGCUCUAACAGAUUGCAGAAAAGAGGAUUGUGUAAUUUCUCGAUUGUGCGAAGGGGCCCCAUUUGAUGGUCCAGAAGAUCCAUGCGCAGCAGAAACUACAAAUAUUCAAUUGAACGUUGAUGAAACUGACAGACAAUCUGCGGUGGCAAUGGCUUUCCCGGAUCCACCAGUUGAAAUCAAUGAAAUAGUUGAGGAAAAAGACAAUCUAGACACCAACCAAGACCUUAGUACAGACAUGGGCUUGAGGAAUGCAGAUGCUGCAGGGCCUAGUGGCACCUCAAAGCAGGUUGCCUUUCAUGUUUCAACAGAAAAGUUGGCUGGCCAAGGCAGGAAAAGCAAGCGGCUUUAUGAGCUGCUUCAGAUGGAGGAUGAGGAUACACAGGGUUCGCCAUCCAUAUUGGAGGCUGGCAACCGGAGAAGGGCUACGUGGGAUUUACAGCUAAGUGGGGAAUAUUUUCGUUCCCAGGAAAAAUUACCAGCAGCACAACCUUUGUCACGUUCGGCAAGUGCCAAAGGGGACGGUUCAGGUCGCCUGGGAGAAGAUAUCAGAUCACAGGUAGAUGAAGGGGUUGCUGGGGAGGAAUCCAAACAUGGCAGUGAGGCUUCUUUUUCUAUUUCAGGGCACAAGCACAUGAAGCGAUCUCUGAUUGGAUCAAAGCUGAGAAAAAUGUACAGGAAGCAGAAGUCCUUGCGCAAAAAGCUAUUCCCUUGGAGUUAUGAUUGGCACAGAGAUCAGACCCAUGUUGACGAGAGAAUAGUUGACCCAUUGGCAUCCAUUCGGAGAUGCAAGUCAGGCCCAGUUGAUCAUGUUGCUGUCUUGAAUGCGAUGUCACGGGCACUUGAGACUACGGAGGAGGCUUACAUGGAAAUGGUGGAGAAGGCACUCGACAGAAACGCGGAGCUUGCACUGAUGGGUUCGUGUGUUCUAGUGAUGCUGAUGAAGGAUCAGGAUGUGUAUGUCAUGAAUCUUGGUGAUAGCCGUGUUAUCUUGGCACAAGAGAGGCUGAAUGACCGCCAUCCAAAUCCUUCAAAAGAUGACGCCAGGCAUCGAAACAGGUCCAGGGAGUCGCUUGUUCGCGUUGAACUAGACAGGAUAUCAGAGGAGUCUCCGAUACACAAUCAGGCCAGCAUGAUGAGCAAGAUCAACAAGAACAAGGAGGUCUCCAUUUGCAGAUUGAAGAUGAGGGCCAUUCAGCUGUCCACCGAUCACAGCACAAGCGUCGAGGAGGAAGUUUUGAGGAUAAAAGCAGAACAUCCUGAUGAUAACCAAUCCAUCUUGAACGAUCGGGUGAAAGGGCAGCUGAAAGUCACUCGAGCAUUUGGUGCGGGGUUUCUCAAAAAGGUGUUGGGUUAGGUUGAGGAUCAUCUUAAGCCCAACCCAACCUCAAGAGGAGUCAGCUCGAGGCCCAACCCAACCCAAGCGACCCAACCCAAGGUAUUGAAUACUCAAACCCUAACACAAUUCGGGUUUGGUCGGUUAGUUUGGUUUCGUUCGGGUCACUUGCACCUAGUAAACUAACCCAUGAAAUCAAGCCUGUAGCCAUCCAAUAAUAUCAUUAAAAUAACAUUUGCAACUACCAGGAUAACACUAGCCGUAGAAACAGGUACACUCCUUCACCAGCAAAAAGUCUACAAUCGUCAAUCAUAAACUGAUAAAAUAAAUUGAAAAAAGAAACUAAUGUUUGGAGAGACUACUCAAAAGACAUUGGAUCACUUAGCAUGUGGGCCUUGGGUCAGUUCUAACCAUGGACCCUAUUUUCCAUGCAGGGACAAUUCCGAUCAUGAACCCUAUGUCCACAACAGGGAUGGUUCCAAUCACGAACCCUAUUUUCCAUGCCGGCCAUGACUUUAUGCUUUUAUUAUGUAUGUUUGUUAUAAGUAACUCAUAUGCAUAUAUACUGCAUAUAAUGUUGGGUUCAGGUUGGGUCAGGUUGCCCGAGGCCACAACAAACCCAACCCAACCCAACCCAACCUGGGGAUGACUUGAGGAUUUUCAGCCGAAGCCCUACCUAACCUCAAUCCAACCCAACCUAAAGUUCAUGUUGGGCCAAUCGGGUUUGGUUGACCCAACCCAAAUUGCACCCUUAGUGAUAUAUACAAGUAUACGUGAUGACUUUGACAUUGGCUAAUACAAUAUUUAUAAUGAAUCUUGUUGAACAAAUUUCCAGCUCUCAUGCAGGAAAUGUCACCUUGUCAAGCUAUCUCAUUGCGCCUCUAGAAUCUCCAUCUCUACCAAAGCUUUGUAUUUCUUGUUGGAAUUCCACAGACAUAUAUCCACAUUAGAGUCAACAAGUAGGAUAGUGUUGAUUCUUAUUUCAGCUUUCAGAAGUAUACGAGUACCCGGUAUGUACCUUAUAUCAGUUUGUGAGUCAAAUUAAAUACCACAUUUGAGAUAGUCUACAAAUAUCUAAAUUGGGUCAUCUGCUGACCACUCUGAGAUGGAAAUUCAUCAUUAUCAAUAAUGUAAGAAUGCUCCUACCAUAGCAACCAUGUUAAUGACUUCAUGUUGUUGCACAUAUGCCUUUUGACUUAUUUAGGUUAUGUUUGAACCUGUAAGUAGCUAUAGUCUCCAUUAUUAUUAUUAUUAUUUAGAGAACUGAAAUUUUAUUGAAAAGCCGCCCUGGUGGGAAAAAUACAAGAGCUAAGAAAAGAACCACGAAGAAAGAUCAACAUGGAGAGCUGAUCUAACAUAGAAAGCCCAUUCCGAAACAGCUAGUUUGACCAUAUGAAUGAUCUCUGCAACUGAGAAGUCCCUAUUUUGGAAACACCAGCUGUUUCGGGGCGCCAAACAUACCAAAAAAUCCCCAUAGCACUAAGCUUCCAUAUUGCUUUCUUGGAUUUACCCAUUAUACCACCAUGCCAAGUCCACAAAAGUUGAUUGACCCACUUUGGCAUCACCCAUGAGAUAUGAAAGAUGCUAAAGAAGUGUUCCCAAACCUUUUGAACGAAAGGACAAUGAAUGAAAAGGUGGUCAAUCCAUUCUGCAUCCCUCAUGCACAUCAAACAAAUGUUCGGGAGAAUAAGAGAUCUCCGUUGAAGAUUAUCAAUAGUUAGGAUCCUUUUUUUAUUUUUUAUUUUCCUACCAGCCACACAAAAGCCACAAUCCUCGGAGGGGUUCCAUAAGACCACUGGUGGAAAGGAAAGGAGUGAGGCGGAGAUGGGUUAGAAAUGAAGCUGUAGAACGAACGCAUUGAGAAGACACCAGAACUAUGACCUUUCCAAACUAACAAGUCUUCUUCUUGAGACGAAGGCGAGUGAAGCUUCAAAUAAUCGAGCAUGUUAAGGAAUUCCUCAAAAUUGUUGUCCGAUAAGUUUCGUCGACGAGGAGACCAAACACCGGCCUUGCCAAUAGACGAGUAGCAAUAAUCCAUUGUUAUAAAUUUGUCAGUAGCAAGGUAUGCCAAGCUUGAAAAAAUGACCUGUAAAGGCUUAUACCCACACCAAGUGUCGAUCUAGAAGCAAAUAUAAUCUUCCCUUCCAAGUGAAAAGGAUACUCUUGCAUGGAAUAGAUGGACAUAAUAGCCUUCCAUGCAUGGGAUGCGUGGUAGAGAGGAGGGUUUUGUGCUCCAUACCCCCAUUUGAGUACCAUACUUGGAAGCGAGAAGUUCCUUCCAAAGUUUACCCUCUUUAGAACCAAAUCUCCAGUGCUAUUUUCCAAGAAGGGCAAUGUUCAUAUGACCCAGGUUUUUCAAUCUGAAGCGACCCUUGGAAAAUUGCUCACACACUUCAUCCCAUUUAAGUAGAUCGAACUUCAUUUUAUCCUCAGCCUCCAUAAAAAGUUUCUUCUCAAUUUGUCAAGUUUAUCCAAAACUGACUUUGGGCAUUUGAAAAGAGACAGAAAAUAGAUUGGCAUGUUGGAGAAAGCCGUUUUGAUAAGAGUUAACCACCCUCCUAAGGAAGAUAACAAUGCUUCCAACUUGAUAAGUUUCUUUCAAUUCUCUCGAUAACCUUGUCCCAUAGAUGCUUCACUAGCUUACCUAUGCAAAGAGGCAAGCCAAGAUAUGAUAACGGGAAGGAUCCUGUUUUGCACAUGAAGACAUUUGCCAUUUGGAUCAGGACAUCAUGAGGCACAUGAAUCCCCAAUAAUUCGCUUUUGGAGGCAUUAACAUUUAGAUUCGAAACCGCUUCGAUGGAUACCAUGAUUUUUUGGAGAUCAUCAAUCGAAGUGAGGUUUGCAUCACAAAAGAGGAUUGUGUCGUUCACAUGCUAAAGAUGGCUAACUUGCACAUUGCACCCCUG
This is a messenger RNA of Magnolia sinica, 6216 nucleotides long. Its product is annotated as protein phosphatase 2C 32-like. Lineage: Eukaryota; Viridiplantae; Streptophyta; Magnoliopsida; Magnoliales; Magnoliaceae. The coding region runs from base 884 to 3331 and encodes 815 amino acids. Gene Ontology annotation, biological process: protein dephosphorylation. The transcript has 3 exons. Gene Ontology annotation, molecular function: protein serine/threonine phosphatase activity. The record is from RefSeq and is a predicted model, not a curated record.